Trichomonas vaginalis G3 is the source of this 878-nucleotide messenger RNA. Its product is annotated as organellar and viral DNA polymerase type B. Gene Ontology annotation, molecular function: DNA-directed DNA polymerase activity; nucleotide binding; DNA binding. The transcript has a single exon. The annotation marks the transcript as partial. Lineage: Eukaryota; Parabasalia; Trichomonadida; Trichomonadidae. Gene Ontology annotation, biological process: DNA replication. The record is from RefSeq and is a predicted model, not a curated record.
AUGACAACAUACUUCAUUCGCAACUAUAUAGAAAUCUUGAAGGAGUGUGGUGGAAUGAACAUUGAGAAACAGAUGAAAAUAUAUACAAAGAGAGAGAACAAAUAUGUAGUUCGUUAUGAUAGAACAACACCGUUAUGGGAUGUUAUGAAAACAUUGUGGGAGUGCAAAUAUUUCGAACCUAUUUCUUAUGGAGAACUUUUCACAUAUACUACUGACUUAUAUAAACAGAACCUUGCACCAUUUAAAGAUUUGACAUAUGCUCCAAAGUAUUGUGUACAACUGAAGAAGAAAGCAGAGUCAAAAGAAGUAAAUAAAGCUAAAUGUAAGUUCAUACCUGAGCACGUUUUCUUUGCUGACUUUGAGUGUAGUACCGAUGGCUUUCAUAAAGCUUUUAACAUCUGUUAUGACAGUGAAGAUGGUUCAGUGAGUGAAAGUAUUUGGGGUCAAAACUGUGCAACAGAAUUUUUGGAAAGACUUCCUGACAAGAGUUUAAUAUAUUUCCAUAACCUCAGUUAUGACAUAAACUUCAUCUUAAGACACAUGACAGAAGUGAAAGGAACUCCCAUCAUUAAAGGUUCACGAACAAUGCAAAUAACUGGCUUAUAUAAAGGAAGGGCAAUUAUUAUAAAAGACUCUUACAGUGUUAUAAAUAAGAAGCUUAAACUAUUUCCUGCUAUGUUUAACUUACAAACAGGACCGAAAGAAGUAUUUCCAUAUAACUACUACAGCAGUGUUUUGUUAGCAAAUGACAACAGAACUGGUGUCAUUUCUGAAGCAUGUAAGUUUAUCCAUGAUGCAGAUACAUUUAUGAAGAACAUAGAUUCCAUCAAAGGUUGCAGAAUAGAUGAAAACCACUUCGACUUAGAAAAAUAUAGCAC